UUCCGGAACCAGCUUCCUCCGUUCCUUUCCCGGCUGUCCGGCCGCGGCAGCUCUUUCUCUCUGCCCCGCCCCUGGCAUGGCCUCCGUGCCCCUCAAGAGAAGGCGGGGCCGGAGCUUUGGAGAGGAGGCCCAGGGAGCCGCAGCCCCCAGCCCACCCCUGUCCCGCUUCCCAGAGUUCACCCUCUACUUGGCCGAGCGGCGUAUGGGCCGGAUGCGCCGGGCUUUCCUCACCGAGCUGGCCCGGGGCAAGGGCUUCCGCGUGGACGAGGUUUACAGGUGAUGGCCCGGAAGCCCAGAGAGAGCAGGGGUACAGAGGGAAAGGGCACCGCCAGGAUGCCCUGCUGUGCCCUGCUCUGCCUGAAUCACUGCCUCAGCCCACAAGUGACCCACGUGCUGAUGGAGGAUGCCUCGGGGGCAGAAGCAUCCGACUACCUGGACCGCGUAUUGGGGGCCUCUCAGAGCCUGCAGAAGCCUUUGCUGUUGGAUAUCAGCUGGCUCACGGAAAGCAUAGGUCGGGGGAAACCUGUGCCUGUGGAAGCCAAAUACUGCCUGGGGAUACCCGAACUCCUGAAGAACCAGGUGCCUCCGGUGUCCAUGCCAGCCUACGCCUGUCAGCGGCACACCCCCCUCGACCACCACAAUUUCCACCUUACGGAGGCCCUGGAGACCCUGGCAGAGGCCGCAGAUUUUGAGGGCAGCCAAGGCCGUUUCAUCUCCUUCCACCGGGCCGCCUCAGUGCUCAAGGCCCUGCCUGACCCCAUCACCAACAUGAGCCAACUUCACGGCCUUCCCCAUAUUGGAGACCAUUCUUCCCGGAUUAUCCAGGAGCUACUGGAGCACGGGGUUUCCAAUGAAGUGGAAACAAUAAAACUCUCCAAAAGGUACCAGACAAUGAAGCUCUUCACCCAGAUCUUUGGAGUUGGCGUGAAGACUGCAGACAGGUGGUAUCAGGAGGGGCUCCGGACCCUGGACGAUCUCCAAAAACAUUCCAGAAAACUGACCCGUCAGCAGGAAGCAGGCAUCCAUCAUUUUGAGGACCUCAACACCCCAGUCUAUCGCCACGAGGCAGACGCCAUCCAACAGAUUGUGGAAGAGGUCGUACAGCAGAUGCUUCCUGGUGCCAGGGUGAUCCUGGCUGGUGGUUUUCGCAGGGGAAAGCCGCAUGGUCACGAUGUCGACUUCCUUAUCACCCACCCAGUGGAAGGGCUGGAAGCAGGACUGUUAUCCAAGGUGAUGGGACGCCUGGAGAGCCAGGGCCUCGUUCUGUACAGACACACCCAAAGCCCCAAAAACCCAGACCACACAGCUUUCCAGAGCACUGCCAUGGAUGACUAUGAGAAAUGCUUCUCCAUUCUCUGGUUCCCAAAGUCUCCCACCACAUCCUCCCACCUAGAGGCUGGAGAAUCUUCCAGGGAUGGGAAGGCAGUGAGAGUGGACUUCGUGGUGACCCCUAUCAGCCAGUUUGCCUUCGCCCUACUUGGCUGGACUGGCUCCCAGUAUUUUGAGAGGGAACUUCGAAGGUUUAGCCGAACAGAGAAGAGGCUGCUGCUGAAUAACCAUGGACUGUACAACCCUGAAAAGAAAGAAACCUUACCUGCAGCUUCAGAAGAAGACAUCUUCAAGCACCUGGGCCUGGACUACAUCCCACCAGAACAGAGGAAUGCCUGAGCACCCUGGUCUCUCUUCUCACACCUCCCUCCAUUUGUGAGGGCCAAACCCUUUGGCGAGCCAGGAUUAGAGGCAGGGAAGUCCACCCUGUUCCUCUGCCCAGCAGUUUGACAAAACCAUCUUUGGCCCUGAGAAGUCUGGGAUUUUUGAUUCCUCAUGUCCAAUCCCUCCCCCUCCUGAUUCUUGGGAAGGUGGAAGAUAUUUUACGAUUAGUCCAUAGAACUUGAAAUCUGAAGGUCUUUUAAAACUACUCUAACCUGUGUGUCAGAAUGGGUUCUCAGCCCCACAUUCUUGCCCAGCCCAGGGUUUGGGGGAGAAUGGAAUGCCAAAAUCAGUAGAGGCUUGGUAGGCCUGGACCAAAGUGCCCUUUAGGGAUUGAGGGCCCAGGCCCAUAGUUCUUUGCCUUUUCUUGUCCCCAGGGUUAAAGCAUUAGUUUCUAUAUAAAUACAAAAAAAAAAUUAUAAUUAAAGUGAUGUCUAUUUUUGCAAGGA
Molecule: messenger RNA, 2159 nt
Organism: Monodelphis domestica (gray short-tailed opossum)
Lineage: Eukaryota; Metazoa; Chordata; Mammalia; Didelphimorphia; Didelphidae
Gene: POLM
Product: DNA polymerase mu
Biological process (GO): double-strand break repair via nonhomologous end joining
Cellular component (GO): nucleus
Molecular function (GO): DNA binding; DNA-directed DNA polymerase activity
Source: RefSeq, a predicted model, not a curated record